AUGCUCAUUGAACUGAUGUGCAAGUAUUCUGUUGUCAGGACGAAAAGUUAUGACGGAAUGGCAAGAGAAUGGAUGUGUGCUACAAUGUUAAGACGGUGUUACUCCCAUUCGUUAAAAAUUUUUGGACUGAUAUUUGUGAUCUUGUUUUUAUGGAUCGAACUUUGUAUUGUGAACAUAAAGUCAGAUAUGUUUGUUUCACACAAAAACCAUUAUGGUGAUCCGAAACUUGCUUUUCUUGCCAAUUUUAGUGCCAUUGUAAAUUCUAUCAGCAGCCCUAAGUCUGCUAAUCUCUCGUUGCUUUCAAAUACAGUUGUAAAAAUAAAUGUUUUACAAACUGUUGCAAACUUAGAAACAUUUGGACCAUUGAAGAAAAAUGGUGUUGUAAUUGUGAUUCAAGUACAUAACAGAACUCAGUAUCUCUAUGCACUAAUAGAGUCCUUAAAGCAAGCUCAGUAUAUCAAUCAAACCCUUCUGGUAUUUAGUCAUGACUUAUUUGAUGUUUACAUCAAUGCUCUCAUACGGAGGAUUGAUUUUGCAAAAGUAAUUCAAAUUUUUUAUCCUAAUUCCAUUCAACUUCAUCCAAAUGAGUUUCCUGGUCAUGAUCCAAACGAUUGCCCAAGAAAUAUGAAAAGAGAAAUUGCUUUGCAACAAGGCUGCAAUAAUGCCAAGUAUCCAGAUUUAUAUGGGCACUAUAGAGAAGCAAAAUUUACUCAAACAAAGCAUCAUUGGUGGUGGAAAGUAAAUCAUCUGAUAGAUGGUUUACAAAUAACUAGUAAACAUACAGGACCAGUUUUGUUCCUUGAAGAAGACCACUAUGUUGCUCCUGAUUUUCUUUACCUACUUACAAUGAUGGAGAAUGCCAGAGUAAUGAUGUGCCCUCAAUGCAACAUACUGUGUCUAGGAGCCCAUGUGAAAUCUUGUAAUUAUGCUGCAUUCAGCAGGAAGGUAGAAAUCACUAAGUGGAUAUCUAGUAAGCACAAUAUGGGAAUGGUAAUAAACAGGUCAUUGUGGCAGCAGAUAAAAAAGUGUGCCAAGGCAUUUUGUUCCUUUGAUGAUUACAACUGGGAUUGGUCAUUACAACAUGUCAGCGCAUCUUGUUUGCCAUCUCCAUUAACUGCCAUGGUGGCCAUUGCACCUCGCGUCUUUCACAUGGGUGAAUGUGGUCUACAUCACAAAGGAAGGGAUUGCAGCAGUGAUAAAGUUGUAUAUAAAGUUAUGAGAGUCCUGGUUGCUUCCAGCAAACAUCUGUUCCCUACAUCAUUAACUGUUCACCAAAGUAUAAGAAAACCAUUUAAGGCUCCAAAAGGCAAUGGUGGGUGGGGUGACGUAAGAGAUCAUAUUCUGUGUUGCAGUCAAGUGAAAAAUUCCAGCAUUGACUGCUCCCAGUAUAAUUUCAUCUAG
This is a messenger RNA of Uloborus diversus, 1401 nucleotides long. RefSeq names its product alpha-1,6-mannosyl-glycoprotein 2-beta-N-acetylglucosaminyltransferase-like. Gene Ontology annotation, molecular function: alpha-1,6-mannosylglycoprotein 2-beta-N-acetylglucosaminyltransferase activity. Gene Ontology annotation, cellular component: Golgi stack; Golgi membrane. The transcript has 2 exons. Gene Ontology annotation, biological process: protein N-linked glycosylation; oligosaccharide biosynthetic process. Bases 1 to 1401 code for a protein of 466 amino acids. Lineage: Eukaryota; Metazoa; Arthropoda; Arachnida; Araneae; Uloboridae. The record is from RefSeq and is a predicted model, not a curated record.